Messenger RNA from Callorhinchus milii (elephant shark), 1741 nucleotides. RefSeq names its product deoxyribonuclease gamma. NCBI's taxonomy places the organism in Eukaryota, Metazoa, Chordata, Chondrichthyes, Chimaeriformes, Callorhinchidae. Gene Ontology annotation, biological process: DNA catabolic process. Gene Ontology annotation, molecular function: DNA nuclease activity. The record is from RefSeq and is a predicted model, not a curated record. Gene Ontology annotation, cellular component: nucleus. The coding region runs from base 149 to 1045 and encodes 298 amino acids. The transcript has 8 exons.
ACUCCACCCUUUGGCACACAGAGAGGAGGGAGGUAGCAAUAGAUUAGUGGUAAUAGGAAGAUAAGCAGCAACAAGAGUAUUCGCAGCAUGUAAAUAUAUUGCCACCGAUGAACAGCAACAAGAAACAUCUCAUCCUGGCCAGCUGACGAUGGGGACAGCACUGUUUUUACAUGGAAUACUCUUUCUUGCCAGUCUUAAUGGAAUUCAGCCACUGAAAAUAUGCUCCUUCAAUGUGAGAACAUUUGGAGAAGCAAAAGUUGCUAAUCAAGAAGUCUUGAACUUGCUUGUGAGGAUUAUCUCCCGCUGUGAUCUGAUGCUAAUUAUGGAAAUCAAGGAUUCCAGCAACAGGUCCUUUCCUGUGCUUAUGGGGAGCCUGAAUCGAUCACCAUUAAACUACAGAAAUUCAUUCAGUUACAUCAUCAGUGGGCGUCUAGGAAGAAAGACCUACAAGGAACAAUAUGCUUUUAUUUACAGAAAUAACCUAUUGUCUGUGAAGAAAAGCUACCAAUAUCCUGAUAAUCAGGAAGGAGAUGAAGAUGCUUUUGCAAGAGAGCCGUUUGUCGUUUGGUUUUCAUCUAUUCGUACAAAUCCACGUGACUUUGUCAUAAUCCCUCAACACACGAGCCCCGAAUCGUCAGUACGUGAAAUUGACAAGCUGUACGAUGUUUACAUGGCAAUGAAAUGUCGCUGGAGAGCAAAGAACUUCAUAAUUAUGGGAGACUUCAAUGCAGGAUGUGACUAUGUUCGAAAGAAGCAUUGGGCAAACAUCCGUCUGCGAAAUGACUCCAAUUUUAACUGGCUCAUUGGAGACAACAAUGACACGACAGUGAAAGAAAGAACAAACUGUGCAUAUGACAGGAUUGUAAUGCGUGGAGAAAGAUUAAUCCAAUCCAUUGUUCCAAAUUCAGUCAAUAUAUUCAAUUUCAAAGAAGCCUACAAAAUGACUGAAAAUGAGGCGUGGGCUGUGAGUGAUCACUUCCCUGUGGAGGUAGAACUUCAAGAGGAUCAGAGCUUCUCCUCCAGACUUUUUUCUCUCAGACGAUAAAGCCAAAAGCAUCAGCUUCAUUGUGGCUACACUACUUUUUUAAUGAAUUUUGCUUCUGUAGCCAUCAUCAAACUCCACCACUUUACCAUGAGGCCACCAUUUUGUGAAACAAUUACUUAGUUUGAAAUGCUAUAUGAAAUCUGUGUAAUUCGAGGAAGGCAGCAACAUUCAGAUCUGCUCCCAUCAACAUAUUGCUCAAAAACUACAGUUACUUGCAUGUGUAUAGCAACAUUCAAGUAGAUAAAUGUCUCUGAAUGUUUUUCAGAGACACUGGCAGAUGACUGAGUCAAAGAGAUAGGUGCUCAGAAGAAUUUUCAAAAACAGAGAGGAGGGUACAAAGAAGAGAUUUAGAAAAAGGGUUCCCGAGAAUGGGGACAAGGUGGCUGAAGGCUCCUCAUCUAAUCAUCAUCAAUUAUAAAUAAUAGUGGAAUAUAAAAGCCGGAUAUGCCAGUAAUAUAAUGGGAUGAAAAUUAUGAUGUGCUGAGUUAAUUAACACAUUGCUGAAAAUGCACCUUGUUGAUAAUUAACUAAUUUACAGCUAAACAAUUGCCAACAGGCUGGCAAAGCAAAUUGUGACCGUUGGCCAGUUGACAACAACUAGCAUUUAUAUAGCACCCUUCACGCAGGAUAGCACCUCAGGGAGCUUCAUAUCGAUUAAGAGGAUGCUUGGCAUCAAGGCUGAAAUAAGAAGUAAAA